GCCACAACAAGCUUUCCUCUUGACAAACAGGCACCAUGAAGUUGAGGCAGCGUCUCUCUGUUUGUGUCCUGCAGCUACUUUGCGUGACAUGGGGAGCAAAUGGAGGGAACAUUUUGGUCUGGUACACUGAAGGCAGCCACUGGAUUAACAUGAAGCCUGUGCUGGAGACGCUGAUCGACAGAAGCCACCAGGUAACGGUUCUGGUGCCGAGCACAUCGCUGUUCAUGAACACCAGUGAGCCUUCUCACUUUGGCUACGAACCUUUCAAUGUCACAAAAGAGAACAUGGAGGACUUCGUAAAUGACUUCAUUCACUUCUUCAUUUAUGAGAUGGAUCAUAUGAACUACUUGCAGAUGUACAUCAGAUACAUAGAUGUUUUAAGGGUCCAGGUGCAGUAUUCUUUGAAGUAUUUGGACGCCGUGCUGAAAUCAGAAACCAUCAUGAAGAAGCUGAAUGAGGGAAAAUAUGACCUUCUCCUGGCUGACCCAAUCUACCCUGGCAGUGACUUAGUAGCAGAGAUUUUGGGCAUCCUUCUUGUCUUAACCCUACGCUAUUCCGUAGCCAAUAACUGGGAGAGAUAUUGUGGUCAGCUACCCCAGCCAUCUUCCUUUGUCCCUGGCGUAAUAAGCAAACUGACUGACAAGAUGGACUUCUCACAGAGAGUGUGGAACUUUCUCGCCUACGCAGUGCAAGACAUCAUGCAAGAAUGUUUCUUUUGGACCAAACUCAAUAAAUAUUACUCAGAAUUCAAAGGCAGCCACUGGAUUAACAUGAAGCCUGUGCUGGAGACGCUGAUCGACAGGGGACACCAGGUGACGGUUCUGGUGCCGAGCACAUCGCUGUUCAUGAACACCAGUGAGCCUUCUCGCUUUGGCUACGAACCCUUCAACGUAUCUGUCACAAUAGAGAGCAUAGAGGAGUUUUUUGAGGAAUACCUUCGCUUCUCCAUGUAUGAAAUGGAUCAAAUGAGCUACUUGCAGUUAUACAUAAGAUACAUGGAUCUGAUGAAGGUCGACCUGCAGUAUUCUUUGAAAUAUUUGGACGGUGUGCUAAAAUCAGAAACCAUCAUGAAGAAGCUGAAGGAGGGAAAAUAUGACCUUCUCCUGGCUGACCCAAUCUACCCUGGCAGUGACUUAUUAGCAGAUAUUUUGGGCAUCCCCCUGGUCUUCACCCUGCGCUUUUCCCUAGCCAAUAACUGGGAGAGACACUGUGGUCAGCAACCCGCUCCACCUUCCUUUGUCCCUGGCGCUAUGAGCAAACUGACUGACAAAAUGGACUUCUCAGAGAGAGUGUGGAACUUUCUCUUCUACGCACUGCAGGACAUCGUGAUUGAUGAUGUUAUUUGGAAAGAAGUAGAUAAAUAUUACUCCGAAGUCAAAGGAACACCCACCAGUGCCUGUGAGAUGAUGGGUAGAGCAGACAUCUGGUUAAUACGAACCUACUGGGAUUUUGAAUUCCCUCGUCCUUUACUCCCUAACUUCAAAUAUGUUGGCGGGAUCCACUGCAGACCUGCUAAACCUUUACCAGAGGAUAUGGAGGAGUUUGUGCAGACUUCUGGAGACGCUGGCAUUGUGGUCUUUACUUUGGGAUCAUUCAUCAAGAACAUCACCACAGAGAAGGGAAACAUGAUAGCCUCAGCCCUCGCUCAGAUCCCACAAAAGGUGCUGUGGAGAUACAGUGGAGAAAAACCAGCAACUCUGGGUGCCAACACCAGAAUAUAUGACUGGAUCCCUCAGAAUGACCUACUGGGUCACCCCAAAACCAGAGCUUUCAUCACCCAUGGUGGCACAAAUGGGAUUUACGAGGCCAUCUACCACGGUGUUCCCAUGGUGGGCAUCCCCAUGUUUGCUGACCAGCCAGACAACAUGGUCCAUAUUAAGGCUAAGGGAGCUGGAAUUAUAGUGGACUUCAACUUCAUGAAGACUGAGGACCUUAGAGAUGCAAUCAAUGCUGUCAUCAGUGAGAAAUCGUACAAGGACAAUGUAAUGCAGCUGUCCAGUAUCCACCACGACAGACCAAUGAGUGCUCGAGAUGAGGCAGUAUUCUGGAUCGAGUACACCAUGAGAAACAAAGGGGCCAAGCACCUGCGGGUUCAGGCCCAUGAGCUCACCUGGUACCAGUAUCACAGCCUGGAUGUCCUGGCCUUCCUCCUCGCCGUCGUUCUGUUCAUCUUACUUCUCUUCAUCAAGACCUGCACAUUCUGCUUCCAGAGGUGCUGCGGCAGAAAGGGAAAGACGAAGAGAAAGGCGGAGUAACUGACUGAAUAGAAAUGUUGUGCCACCUGGUUGUCGUGUUGGUCUAAAUAAUGUAAUGCAACCACAACGCCCUGGAUUGUAACUUGUGGCUUGGGACCAACAAUUGACACUACUUUGAACAACUAGUUUGAGCUUCAUGGGAAACUCCAAACAAUGUAUCAUAUGAAAGUUGUUAUUUGUUUCACUUGUUUUGUCACCAUGAACUCAGGUUCAGUCAGCCUAGCCUGAAAAACUGAAGUUAAAACAUUGUUAGCCUCUACAUAGACAAUUACUAUCUAUUUGCAUUCCAUUAUGUGUGAAUUCUUCAUUUGUU
Molecule: messenger RNA, 2568 nt
Organism: Sander lucioperca (pikeperch)
Lineage: Eukaryota; Metazoa; Chordata; Actinopteri; Perciformes; Percidae
Product: UDP-glucuronosyltransferase 2A1-like
Exons: 7
Coding region: 36-2255 (739 amino acids)
Molecular function (GO): UDP-glycosyltransferase activity
Source: RefSeq, a predicted model, not a curated record